AUGGCUGGCGUCGGCGAAUCCGUCUACGUCUCCAAUGCCACCAACUUGGCAAAAUACAUGCAAUUGCCCCAAAAAGGCAAAGUCCUCGCCGAAUACAUCUGGAUUGAUGGCACCAACGGCCUGCGGAACAAGACAAAGACCCUGAGCAAGGCUCCCAAAUCUGUCGACGAUCUCCCAGAAUGGAACUUCGACGGCUCGUCUACCGCCCAAGCCCCCGGCGACAACUCCGAUGUCUACAUCCGACCAGUUGCGAUGUUCCCCGACCCGAUCAGACUGGGUGAAAAUGUCUUGGUCAUGUGCGAGACGUGGGAUCCUGAUGGCACGCCCAACAAGUUCAACUACCGACAUGAAGCCGCCCGGCUGAUGGAGGCCCACGCGAAGCAUGAAAUCUGGUUUGGAUUGGAACAAGAAUACACACUUCUCGGCCCCGAUGGCUGGCCUUACGGCUGGCCCAAAGGUGGCUUCCCCGGCCCUCAAGGUCCCUACUACUGUGGUGUUGGUACUGGUCGUGUCUUCUGCCGUGAUAUUGUCGAGGCCCACCACAAGGCAUGCAUGUACGCUGGUAUUGAAAUCUCGGGCACAAAUGCCGAGGUGAUGCCCGCGCAGUGGGAAUACCAGGUUGGCCCUUGUGCCGGAAUUGACUUGGGCGACCAACUCUGGGUGUCCAGAUGGCUCCUUCACCGUAUCGCCGAAGAGUUCGGUGCUGUCGUCUCCUUCCAGCCGAAACCGAUCCCCGGUGACUGGAACGGUGCCGGCCUCCACACCAACGUCUCCUCCAAGGAGAUGCGUGAAGAGGGUGGUAUCAAGCACAUUUACGAGGCCAUGAAGAAGCUCGAGGAGCGUCAUCUUGAGCACAUCAAGGUGUACGGUGAAGGCAACGAACUCCGCAUGACUGGUCAACACGAGACGUCGAGUAUUGAUAAGUUCACUUGGGGUGUGGCCAACCGUGGCUCGUCUGUGCGGAUUCCGCGAGCCUGCGCACGGGAAGGCAAGGGCUACUUUGAAGACCGCCGACCUGCGUCAAAUGCCGACCCAUAUCAAAUUACCGGCAUUAUCGUUGAGACCAUGUUUGGAUCGCUGCCGGAGGAGAAGUAA
Messenger RNA from Exophiala dermatitidis NIH/UT8656, 1095 nucleotides. Its product is annotated as glutamine synthetase. The record is from RefSeq and is a predicted model, not a curated record. Gene Ontology annotation, cellular component: cytoplasm. The coding region runs from base 1 to 1095 and encodes 364 amino acids. Gene Ontology annotation, molecular function: glutamine synthetase activity. Lineage: Eukaryota; Fungi; Ascomycota; Eurotiomycetes; Chaetothyriales; Herpotrichiellaceae. The transcript is spliced from 6 exons.